Fusarium keratoplasticum is the source of this 1557-nucleotide messenger RNA. Its product is annotated as GCR1-C domain-containing protein. The transcript has a single exon. The record is from RefSeq and is a predicted model, not a curated record. NCBI's taxonomy places the organism in Eukaryota, Fungi, Ascomycota, Sordariomycetes, Hypocreales, Nectriaceae. Bases 1 to 1557 code for a protein of 518 amino acids.
AUGACCGAUCCUGUUGAUCCUGCCCUCUACCUUCUCGCCCCGAGCAACGACGCAUAUCAUACGAAUGCCGCCCCCAUGCUUCUCUCCCCGGAUCCAUCUCCGGAACCCUCCGCUGUGGACCGCCCCGUCUCGGAGGAUCCACACCGGCGACCGGCUCCGGCCGCCUGCCCCCGGCCGAUCGAUCCCAUACCAGACCAUCACUCACUCGAACUGAACCCUGAUCUUUCAUAUGCAGAUGAGGAAGGAGGAACCAUUCGGGAGAAACACAUCGAUGAUGUUGUAAGCCAGGUUCCUUUAAGCCUCGCCCGCGUCGUCAUCAACAUCCAGGAACACUAUGCGUCGGAGCUCGAAGCAGAGAGACAAAAGACAGAUCAACUACUGGCACAGAAUGCAAUGAUGAAGCAAAAGAUGGAUGAGAUGGAAAAGAGAAUCGAGAUGCACGUCGUCAUUAUGGAUGGCUUCGUAGGGUUCAUGAGGGACGUCAAGGAGGGCAAGUUUGCCAUUGGCAAACAGGCGGUUCCCACCGAGCUGGAGAUCGCGAAACACUUGGGAUGCGAACAUGCCACAGAAGUCGAGACGAUCGCUUCAAAAAGCCGGCCCAAGCCGCGAAUCGUCCACCCCAGUGUAGAGCGUCCACUGCUCAAUGAGCAGGCUCGACCUGAUUCUGACGAGGACGUAGAAGAAGAGGAACCGUUUACGCUGGAGAACACUACUACUCGGACCACGUCUCAACGGGUCGAUGCCGUAGAGGAUUCCUUUGAUCAGCUCCCACCUACACCCGACAUGGACACGGCUCCCGUUCGAAGUACUGGACGUCGGGCACCAAGGAGAAGGAACCCACCCUUACGAACACGGCGUCAGGUGAGGCGGCGUGUGAGAGCAACCUCACAGAGGAGCCACAGACUCGAAGAAUCCCCAGCGUGGACUGCCAUCAAUGCAACAGAUAGCGACCAGGAUCCAGCACAGUCUUCGACGCCGAACCUCCACCUCGGGGCAAUUCUAGAACAGGAGGAAGACAAUGGGGACUUUGAAGAUGGGCCUGCACUUGACGAUUAUGCAGAAGACGAACAUUCGACCCUCGUCGCAUCUCGCUCCUCAUCGCCUUCUUCCUCGGCAGAAUCCCCUCCACUUAUGGAAGGCUACAAACCUCGCUACUCUGUCCCCCGGUCCGUCGGCUACCGCUACGCCACCGGUCCUCCCAGCCACCGCUUCAAAUACCACCGCAUGCCCAAAACCGUAGCCCUAGUCUGGACAGAAUGGAAACACGGCCUCCACGGCAACCCAGCCAUCGAGGAGCUCGAGCGCAGACACGGCACCACCUGGAGACUCGGUACACUACAGGAGCGCAAGUAUGCGAGUAACUAUGUUGGCGUGCGCCAAAAGAUUGUGCGGAAAGUUGAGGAGAUGUGUGAGGAGGGGGGUAUUGGGGUUGAGGAGGCUUGCUGGAGGCUGGAUGAGAGGGUUGAUGGGAGGAUGCAGCUUUUGAUGGCGGCUUUGAGGAAGGGGGAGGAUCCGCUUGAGGUGAUUCCGAAGAGGAGGAAGAAUGGGGCUACGUAA